GAGUACGCUUCUUCAUACUCCAUGGGUAGCACUUCUGGAGUACAUCUUAGUCGCAAAGACAUAUGACACCCCGACGCAGCAAAAGAGCUAAGACACACCACGACUCGGAGUCGAAGCCAACCAUGCCGAGUUCCAACGUUUACCCCCACCCUGAGCCCCAGUUCGCCCACUUUCCCAGCCGACGGUCCGUGGUGCACAGUACCAAGGGCAUUGUAUCAAGUACGCAACCUCUUGCGACCUCUGCUGGAAUUGAGAUCCUGAGGAAAGGUGGUAAUGCUGCGGAUGCGGCUAUAGCUGCGGCAGCGGCCAUCAAUGUGACCGAGCCGGGCUCGACAGGUAUUGGCGGUGAUAUGUUCUGUCUCUACUACGAUGCCAAGACAAAGAAGGUCUCCGCCUUGAAUGGGUCUGGACGUUCUGGCGGGCAGGUUACUCUUGAGAAGAUUAGGAAGGAUCUCAAGAUUAAAGACGGCGAGGUCGGUCACAUUCCCAUGCAAAGUGUCCAUGCGGCUACUGUUCCUGGCGCAGCAGCGGGAUGGGUGGACACGGUUGAACGCUUUGGAAGCGGCAAGGUCACUUUGGAAGAUGUGCUCGCUCCAGCCAUUGAGUUGGCCGAAAAGGGCUUUCCAGUAUCUGAGCUAUCUGCUACAUUCUGGGCAGAGAGCGAAAAUCAACUCAAAGAAGCAUCGCCCAAUGGCCAUGAAAUGCUCAAGAAAGACUCAUCCACAAAGGGCGGAUACAGAGCGCCAAAGGCUGGUGAAAUCAUGAAGAAUCCCACAAUCGCAAACACUUUCAAGCUACUUGCCAAACAUGGCAAGAAAGGUUUCUACGAAGGCGAGGUAGCGGAGCAGCUCGUAAAAGUUGUCUCCGACCUUGGAGGCUAUCUUACUUUGGACGAUCUAAAGCACCACGCUGAAACUGGUUCUGAGUCUGUGGAGCCGAUUUCGCUCAAGUACACGGGUCAGGGUGUAGGCGACAGCCCUGUCGGUGGAAUCGAGCUAUGGGAGCACCCGCCUAACGGCCAGGGCAUUGUUGCACUGAUGGCGCUCGGCAUUAUUCAGGAGUUGGAGAAGCAAGGAACUAUCCCAAGAUGGAACCACAAGGACCACAAUACCACUCAAUACCUCCACGUUGUAAUUGAGGCUCUGCGCAUCGCCUUUGCAGACGCGCAUUGGUUCGUCACAGACCCAAAUGAAGUCAAAGUCCCAUCGGCAGAACUCAUCUCAGAAAAGUACCUCGCUGAGCGCGCAAAGCUGUUCGACCCAAAGAAAGUGAUUUCCUCACCAGUCCACGGCUCGCCAGCACAUUUGCAAAGCGACACCGUCUACUUCUGCUGUUCCGACUCCGAAGGCAACGCGAUUUCUUUCAUCAACAGCAACUACGGAGGCUUUGGUACAAGCAUCAUUCCCAAAGGCUGUGGCUUCACGCUGCAGAACCGUGGAGCAAACUUCAGUCUGGUGAAGGAUCAUCCCAACGUCCUUGCGCCGCGGAAGCGACCUUACCACACCAUCAUCCCUGCUCUGACCACUUACAUCAACGACAGUAGUCUGCAUUCCGUAUACGGUGUCAUGGGCGGCUUCAUGCAACCACAAGGUCACGUGCAAGUCCUACUGAAUCAAGAAGUCUUCAAGCUGAACCCGCAAGCUGCGCUGGACUCGCCGCGUUUCUGCAUCGGCGGAGGUAUGCCUAGCGCGGACGGGACGAUGACUGAUGCCACCAUUUAUUUGGAAGAAGGCAUGGACUCCAAGGUCGUUGAAGAGCUACGCGCGCUGGGACACAGCGUUCAGCAGCUGGAUGGGUUCGGACGCGGCAUGUUCGGUCGAGGUCAGAUCAUCAGGCGACACGAAGAUGAUGGUGUUUUGGUCUGGAGUGGUGGAAGUGAUUUACGUGGAGAUGGCGCUGCUGUGCCUUUGUAG
This is a messenger RNA of Parastagonospora nodorum SN15, 1913 nucleotides long. RefSeq lists its product as hypothetical. The record is from RefSeq and is a predicted model, not a curated record. The transcript is spliced from 3 exons. NCBI's taxonomy places the organism in Eukaryota, Fungi, Ascomycota, Dothideomycetes, Pleosporales, Phaeosphaeriaceae. The coding region runs from base 63 to 1913 and encodes 616 amino acids.